Molecule: messenger RNA, 2049 nt
Organism: Oncorhynchus keta (chum salmon)
Lineage: Eukaryota; Metazoa; Chordata; Actinopteri; Salmoniformes; Salmonidae
Product: target of EGR1 protein 1-like
Exons: 7
Coding region: 276-1922 (548 amino acids)
Biological process (GO): snRNA 3'-end processing
Cellular component (GO): Cajal body; cytoplasm
Molecular function (GO): snRNA binding; metal ion binding; 3'-5'-RNA exonuclease activity
Source: RefSeq, a predicted model, not a curated record
UAAACGGUUGGAUGUUUACAGCUGCGCUUAAUUCUUGCCAAGAAUUUGGCUCUUCCUCCCUGAAAACGAUUGUCGGAUUGCAUUGAUUCGUUUCUCAACAGACGAAGAAUAACGCAUAGUAGUGAACAGGAAGCGUUCACUGGACAACCGAAAACCUCCUGCAAUGAGCUCCCUGAUCAUUCAAUAAGUCUUAAUCAUUCCCCGUGUUCAGUUAGCUAACUAGCUUACACUGAGUUGAACAUUUUGGUUGUGUUCCAUAUAUUAACUAGUUAGCUAUGACAUCCUCCAUGAUAGUCCCUGUUAUUGAUGUGCAAAAUGAUAAUUUCAAAGAACUGUGGCCUGCUAUGAUCCUUGCAAUCAAGACAGCCUCCUUCAUUGCACUGGAUACAGAAUUGAGUGGGCUUGGAAGCAGAAAAGCUCUGCUGGCAGAAUGCAUAGAGGACCGUUACAAAGCCAUAUGCAAUGCAGCUCGCACACGCUCCAUUCUCUCCCUUGGGUUUGCUUGCUUUAAGAAACUUGAAAACAAGGAUGAUGAUACGUACCUUGUGCAGGUGUACAACCUGACGUUGCUCUGCAGUGAGGAGUAUGUAAUUGAACCACAAUCUGUGCAGUUCCUGGUGCAACAUGGAUUUGACUUCAACAAACAAUAUGCUGAGGGUGUCCCUUAUCUCAAGGGCAAUGACAAGGGAGGGGAUUCCAAUGGAAUAAACAUGCGGAUGCUGUUUGUGGAACUCCUGCGUGCUCGCAAGCCAUUGGUUCUACACAAUGGCUUGAUCGACAUGGUGUUCCUGUAUCAGUGCUUCUAUGCCCACCUGCCAGAUAAACUUGGCACUUUCACUGCUGACCUGUCCCAGAUGUUCCCAGCUGGGAUAUAUGACACCAAGUACACCACAGAGUAUGAGCUGCGCUUUGCUGCCUCUUACCUGGAGUAUGCCUACAAGAAAUGUAAAUUGGACAACAUGAAGUCUCUUGAGGUUGGUGGUAAAGGGCACCAUCUGUUCCUGGAGUUCUGCAAAUACUCAGGCCACCUGUCCAGCUAUGUGGACUUCAGGCCCUGCCUGGCCGGGUCUAGCCUGGAGGGACCGCUGAAUGUCUGCCAGCGUUUCUCUGCUUACGGUUGGUGCCCCAAUGGGUCACAGUGUCCCUUGUCACAUGACACUGACCUCAUCAUCCAGCACGAUGAAAAAAACCAGGUGGAAAAGAAAAAGAAACGGAAGAGGAAAAGAAAAAACUCUUCUCAGGGAAACGUGGACAUUGAAGGUGCCUCUGAGAAUAAGCAGGUCCAUAUGGAGCUGAAGGAUGGAGAGCAGGGCCCGGACCAGUUGAUCCCUGACAGCAAACCUCCCCCUGCCACAGAGCAGGUAGAUGGGACUCCGGUACAGGGGUCAGAGAGCGGUGAGAAAAUGGUAACCGAGAAGGUAGAGGAAGGCAACGGAGUCGCAAAGCCACAGGCUGUGUCUGCAGAUGAAGAAAUUAAGACUGACAAAGAAAAGGUGGAAGGCAACGGAGUCGCAGAGCCACAGGCUGUGUCUGCAGAUGAAGAAAUUAAGACUGACAAAGAAAAGGUGGAAGGCAAUGAUGUGUCAGAGCCUCUGGCCACAUCUGAUGCAGCGAAGAAAGAAAAGUCCAAGAGGAAGAAGCUGGAAGGAGGUUCCCACCGGGCAGGGUUCGAUGCAUUCAUGACCGGCUACAUCUUCUCCUAUGCUGCCACUCUGACAGAGAGAGUGGGUGAGCCACCGUGUUCAGAGUCCUGGCUCCCUGAGUGCCUGAACAAAGUUUACCUCAGUGGCAAAUCUGUCCCGAUGCAUAUUGUCAAAAGCACCUUCUCCAAGUCCUCCAAAGCUCACAUGCACAAGAUGGAUAUUGUGUGGGGAAAAAGCUUUUCUAGCAGUGUGGCAAGCAAAGCAGAGGGAACUGUAUAAACAUUCAAUGGAACCAAAUGUAUUCUUCAUUUAUAAAGCCUUUUUAGUUAGACAUGCUGUUGCACAUCUUAAAUGUUUGUUGAUACAGUAGGUUUCAAUAAAAAGGCUUUUCCUUGGUUAUGACAAA